This is a messenger RNA of Xenopus tropicalis (tropical clawed frog), 1945 nucleotides long. It is a transcript of the gene cct6a, whose product is annotated as chaperonin containing TCP1 subunit 6A. The record is from RefSeq and is marked provisional. Gene Ontology annotation, biological process: protein folding. Gene Ontology annotation, cellular component: cytoplasm; cytosol. Lineage: Eukaryota; Metazoa; Chordata; Amphibia; Anura; Pipidae. Gene Ontology annotation, molecular function: ATP-dependent protein folding chaperone; ATP binding; ATP hydrolysis activity.
GGCGUGGUGGGGAAGCCUGGGAGCCGCUAGCUGAUUCAUUGUCUCAUUUGCUUCGGAUUCGCUUCCCGAGCCGGUCUCUACCCCCGUCACUAUGGCCGCAGUCAAAGCCCUCAAUCCGAAAGCCGAGGUAGCCCGAGCCCAGGCGGCCCUGGCUGUGAACAUCAGUGCGGCAAGGGGGCUCCAGGACGUGCUCCGGACCAACCUCGGGCCUAAAGGCACCAUGAAAAUGCUUGUUUCUGGUGCUGGAGACAUCAAGCUUACCAAAGAUGGCAAUGUCUUGCUUCAUGAAAUGCAAAUUCAACAUCCAACAGCCUCGCUGAUUGCUAAAGUAGCCACAGCACAAGAUGACAUUACUGGAGAUGGAACCACAUCAAAUGUUCUGAUCAUUGGAGAGCUGCUGAAGCAAGCAGAUCUCUACAUCUCAGAGGGUCUGCACCCCAGAAUAGUGACUGAAGGUUUUGAAGCAGCAAAGGUCAAAGCACUUGAAGUUUUGGAGCAAGUAAAAGUGUCCAAAGAAAUGGACAGGGAGACUCUGAUUAAUGUGGCAAGGACUUCACUUCGCACCAAGGUUCAUGCUGAAUUAGCCGACAUUUUAACUGAAGCUGUUGUGGAUUCUGUUUUGGCUAUUCGACAACCAAAUGAGCCUAUUGAUUUAUACAUGGUUGAAAUUAUGGAGAUGAAACACAAAACAGAAAGUGAUACUACGCUGAUAAGAGGGCUUGUCUUGGAUCAUGGAGCUCGUCAUCCAGAUAUGAAGAAGCGUGUUGAAGAUGCUUUUAUCCUCACUUGCAAUGUGUCUCUGGAAUAUGAAAAAACAGAGGUGAAUUCUGGGUUCUUCUACAAAAGUGCAGAUGAACGUGAAAAACUGGUUAAAGCAGAGAGAAAGUUUAUUGAAGAAAGGGUGAAUAAAAUCAUAGCCCUAAAGCAGAAAAUGUGUGGAGAUACCGGCAAAGGUUUCAUUGUGAUAAAUCAAAAGGGUAUUGACCCAUUUUCCUUGGAUGCCCUUGCCAAAGAAGGAAUUGUGGCACUUCGUAGAGCAAAGAGAAGAAAUAUGGAGAGAUUGACUUUGGCUUGUGGUGGCAAUGCCAUGAAUUCUGUGGAUGACCUCACACCUGAAUGCUUAGGACAUGCUGGUCUUGUCUAUGAAUACACACUGGGGGAAGAAAAAUUCACUUUUAUAGAACAGUGUGAGAACCCACGGUCUGUGACGCUAUUAAUCAAAGGGCCAAAUAAGCACACAAUAACACAAAUUAAAGAUGCCAUAAGGGAUGGACUUCGUGCUGUAAAGAAUGCAAUUGAAGAUUGUUCAGUGGUUCCAGGCGCAGGGGCACUGGAAGUAGCAAUCGCUGAUGCUCUUGUGAAGCACAAGCCUAAUGUAAAAGGACGUGCCCAACUUGGUGUUCAGGCUUUUGCUGAUGCACUUCUCAUCAUUCCCAAGGUGCUUGCCCAAAACUCUGGUUAUGACCCCCAGGAGACACUUGUAAAACUUCAGACAGAAUAUGCAGAUUCAAGCCAGCUCAUUGGUGUUGAUUUAAACACUGGUGAACCUAUGAUUUCAUCUGAGGCAGGAAUUUGGGAUAACUACAGUGUUAAGAAGCAGCUGCUUCAUUCCUGUACUGUGAUUGCAAGCAAUAUCCUGUUGGUGGAUGAGAUUAUGAGAGCGGGAAUGUCUUCUCUGAAAGGAUGAAUAUAGCCUUGUUGUGACACUUUUCUUAUGAUUCAGUUAGGAAGUUUAUUCAAAUCUGAAAUUAUUUGCGCUUUGCUCCCACUGAUUUGCUGAAGUUACUUAAUAAACUUUCUGUAAAAUCUACUCCCACAGCUGUAAAACGAUAGCAAAUAUUGAAAACUUUCAAUGUUUAACAUUUAUUUAUUCAUUUUUUAUGGCACUGAAAUGUACAAGCUGAACCCCUCUGUCUUUGUACAUAAUUAAAAACUUUGCUCUUCA